This is a messenger RNA of Clunio marinus, 276 nucleotides long. Lineage: Eukaryota; Metazoa; Arthropoda; Insecta; Diptera; Chironomidae. The record is from the annotation of a GenBank genome assembly.
AUGAUUUUGUUUUCAUUCAAUUUAUGGGAAUGGUUAUUUAAUUGGUGUAGUUCAGCUCUUGAGUAUGGAAAAGCUUUUAAAGUAAAUAAUAUUAUAUUAAAAAAUUGGGGUCAAUUCAGGUUGUGCAAUCACAGUUUUAUGACAUUGGACAAGGGAGAAAUGAAGGCAAAGCAAGAUGAUGCACCUUCCAUAAAACAUUUCCAUAUCCGAAACACCAAAGGUUUGUUUUCAUGUCUUUCUUUGGACAACUUUCCACCAGCAAUUAGCUUUGGCUAA